GCAGUGCGCAUCAAAUAGAGAGUAGAGACCUCGAUCCCACAGUCAAACCGUGAAAACUGUUUUGUGGGACACUGUUCUAUGUAAACUGUUUAUUUGUGUGUUAAUACAUAAAUAAUAAUAAUAAUAAACUAUCAUCAAAUCAUGAGUUUCACCGGUAAAGUGGCGAUAGUGACUGGUGCUGCCUCUGGAAUAGGAGCUGCUACAGCUAAAGCUUUAGCUAGAGAAGGAGCCAAAGUAUCUCUAGUGGACAAAGACGAAGUGAACCUUAAAAAAGUCGCCAAACAAUGUGAAGAACUCGGCAACAUAUCUCUCACCAUCACUGCAGAUGUCACUAAUGAUGAAGAUGUUGAAACCGUUGUGAGAGAAACUAUAGACCUAUUCGGUCAGUUAGAUAUUCUUAUCAACAACGCUGGAACUGCUAUGGAUUCGCGCAUAUUGAACGAAAAUUUCAUGGAAGGAUACGAUCAUAUUAUGAACACGAAUCUCCGCUCCGUGGUGUAUUUGACGCAUCUUGCCGCUCCUCAUCUGAUCAAGACCAAAGGUAAUGUUGUGAAUACUUCAAGUAACGCUACACAUCGGGUAUUUGGAGGACUACUUUCGUAUACUGUAUCAAAGGCGUGCGUAGAUCACUUCACGCGCUGCGCAGCUUUAGACCUAGCUGCUCAUGGAGUGAGAGUAAAUGCUAUAAACCCUGGCGCCACGAAGACAAAUAUAAUCAAGAAUUCAGGGUAUCCAGAGAGCGAUCAAGCGUGGGAGUAUUGGAAGGAUCGCAGUGCGUUGAAAAAAAUGGCGGAACCUGAAGAGAUAGCAGAUUUAAUUUUGUUUUUAGCCAGUGAUAAAGCUAGGAGUAUAACUGGAUCGACGUAUGUCUGUGAUAACGGGGUUGUUUUAGUAUAAUUACAUAUUUUAACUUUAUACGAGCAAUAUGUGUAUCUAUAGAAGCAAAGAGGAUCGAGUAUUAUAGAGAGUUACUGUCAAACUAAAAUGUGUAAUCACAGUGCAUAGACUGCCAUCUCUCGGCACAAGCUUAAAACAGUAUAACCUCAGUUUUGACAAUUUGGCCC
This is a messenger RNA of Leguminivora glycinivorella, 1064 nucleotides long. Its product is annotated as 3-oxoacyl-[acyl-carrier-protein] reductase FabG-like. The coding region runs from base 142 to 897 and encodes 251 amino acids. NCBI's taxonomy places the organism in Eukaryota, Metazoa, Arthropoda, Insecta, Lepidoptera, Tortricidae. The transcript has a single exon. The record is from RefSeq and is a predicted model, not a curated record.